CCGCAGGACGUGACGUCAUCGCAGUCCCUUGAGAGGUCUGAUCAAGACUCAUCAAAACUGAAAAUUAUAUUUGUUUGGAAGAGCACGCUUUUGCUAAAGUCGGUUGGGGAGCGUCGUUUAGACAAAAGUAGUGUUUCUGGCAUUUUCAGGCAAUUAGAAAGCUUUUUUUGUAGGGUAAGCAUAAGGGCGGGGGGGCAGUCACUGUUGAUCCUUGCUGCUAUUCUUGAUGCAGUCACUGUUCAUCAUCAUUGCCAUUCAUGAUGCGGCACGCAUGAAAGGGGACGUUGCAAAGACCUUCAUGGGAGUUCCCCAUGGAGAAAGUGCAAGUGGGAGGGGGGGAGCGGGAGUUGCGACUCGCCUCUGCACCCUGGAGGGAGAACGAGGAGGAGGUCAGCUGAGGAUUCGUUAUGGUUCCCACACAAGGCAGCCGAAGGUGGUGUUUCCCUCCCUCGCACGCGCACGGCGAAGACCUCUGGAGGAUGACAUCUUCCCUCCGCCCGAUCUGCCUCGCUACGUUGCCACACAGUCAUCAUGUGCGUGAGCGAGGAACCACCCACCAGGCGCGUGCGCAGCCAAAGAGAGAGAGAGAGGAGCCACGACGCGGGCGCGCACAGCAGCUCAGGAAUGUAGCGCGGCAUCAGCAAACGGCCGCAGCCUGACGCCACGCGCGCCGCUGCGCUAACGGGAGCAGAGGAGGGGAGUUACCUGGUGGAGGAGGAAACAGGAGCGAGGGGUGCACGAUUUUUUUCCUUUUGGGAGGGGGGGGGGAGACAGGACGGGGGUGAAGGCGCAAAGUUGACCCAAUGGCGCUGGUGAUGGAGCCGGUCAGCAAGUGGACGGCCAGCCAGGUGGUGGACUGGAUGAAAGGCUUGGAUGACUGCCUGCAGCAGUACGUGUGCAUGUUUGAACAUGGCGGCGUGUGCGGCGAGAGGCUGCUGAGGAUCAGCCACGCCGAACUGGAGGACCUGGGAGUGUCCCGCAUUGGACACCAGGAGCUCAUACUGGAGGCCGUCGACCUGCUCUGUGCGCUGAACUCUGGCCUGGAGACGGAGAGCGUUAGGACGCUGGCACACAAGCUGGGCGCCUCGGCCAAAAACUUGCAGAACUUCAUUUCGGGCCGCCGUCGCGGCAGCCAAUCGGACAGCAGGACGUCGCGACGGCUCCCUAACGACCUGCUCACCUCUGUGGUUGACCUGAUCGCCGCCGCCAAGAGCCUGCUGGCCUGGCUGGACAGGUCUCCUUUCGCCGCGGUGGCCGACUACUCGGUAACGCGAAAUAACGUCAUCCAGCUCUGUCUGGAGCUCACCACCAUCGUGCAGCAGGACUGUACGGUGUUUGAGACGGAGAAUAAAAUCCUGCACGUGUGCAAGACUCUGUCCGAAGUGUGCGAGCACAUCGUGCGCGUGUCGUCGGACCCGCCUGCGUCUCAGUCGGCCCAUCUGGAGCUGGUCCGCCUCGCCAACGUCAAAGCCUCUGAAGGCCUGGGGAUGUACAUCAAGUCAACCUACGACGGGCUCCAUGUCAUCACGGGGACCACGGAAGGGUCUCCGGCUGACCGCUGCAAGAAGAUCCACGCGGGGGAUGAAGUCAUUCAAGUUAAUCACCAGACCGUGGUGGGCUGGCAGCUGCGCAACUUGGUGGGGUCGCUGCGGGCCGACAAGGGCUCGGUGUCGCUAACGCUGAAGAAGCGGCCGCAGAGCACGCUGGGCUCCGCCCCGGCGCUGCUCAAAAACAUGCGCUGGAAGCCACUGGCCCUACAGCCGACCGGAAGCCCGGGCAGCGGCUCGGCCACACCAUCGGGGACCCCCACCAAGACCUCCGCCCUCCAGGAACUUUACAUUCCACCUCCGCCCGCGGAGCCUUACGUGCCCAGAGACGAGACGGUCGCCUCGGACGAGGCAUCUCGCGGCCACAGCAGCGCGGCCAAACGAUCGCAUUCGCCCAACUCCUUUCUGGAUCAAGAAUCCCGGCGGCGAGAAGAGGACGAGCCGCUUUACUGCACCGCGCCGACAUACGGCAGGCUCAGGCCCAUUUCCAUGCCUGCAGAGUGCAACUGGGGGGGCGACUAUGAAGACCCCGCCGAGGUUCACAGAGAAAGCCGCAGAGAGGCAUCGCUGCUGCGUUACGUGGGCCUGACGGGUGGCGGGGCGCGAGAGCGGACCGCGACCGACGUCUACGCCUCCCACACGGCCCGUCCGGGCAAGCGGAGCGAUGACACGGCCGGGCGCGCCAAGCGGCGGAGCCACCACAGUCAGAGUCCCUCCCACUACAUUCUCCAAGCCAAUCAGAGAGAGUCGCCACCCAGAGACCCCGCCUCCAUUUACCAUACGUAUCAACAGGCCUCCUCGCUGCAGAAAAAGACACGCAGGAAGAAUAAAGGUCGAAGUUUGGCCGGCCUGAGCCGCCGGCGCGUUUCCUGCAAGGCGCUGGGCCGAGGCGACUGCGAGGGCUGGUUGUGGCGCAAGAGAGAUGCCAAGGGUUACUUUUCUCAUAAAUGGAAGAAGUACUGGUUCGUUCUGAAGGACACCUGCCUCUACUGGUACAUCAACAAGGAGGAUGAGAAAGCAGAGGGCUUUGUCAGUCUGCCAGAGUUUAAAAUCGAUCGCGCAAGUGAAUGCCGAAAGAAGUACGCAUUCAAAGCAUGCCACCCCAAGGUCAAGAGCUUCUUCUUUGCGGCAGACGGCGUGGACGACAUGAACAGGUGGCUGAGUCGACUCAACACGGCUGCUGCGGGCUACGCGGAGAGAGAGAGGAUUCGCCAAGAGCAGGAUUACUGGAGCGAGAGCGAGCACGAGGACGACGCCACCUCCAGCCCCAAACAGGACAGCCCCCCACCUCCGUACGAUACCUACCCCCGGCCCCCGUCGAUGAGCGCUUACGUAGAAGGCCGAACUACGCGACUGUCGUCCACCGAGACGUCGCGGUCCCGCUCGUCUCAGGAGGACUUUCUCUGCGGCGAGUCCACGGCCACGGCCGCCGAGCCUCAGUACCACCCCGGCCCUCUUGGGGGCGGCGCCGUGCACGGCGGCAGGAGGCCGGGUGGCAGCAGCAGCAGCGGCGACCUGGCAUACCGAUGUGACCCCGCAGAGUACCGCUCCAGUCCUGCGGGGGGCAGUAGCGAGACGGGCUCACCUGGCCGCUCGUCCUCGUCUCAGAGACGUUCCUGGCAGGACUUGAUUGAGACGCCGCUGACGGAAGCAGGACUGCACUACCUGCAGACGGGACCGCUAGAGGAUGCCGUAUUCGCCGAGCCAAGCCCGGCUGGCCCGACGCCUGUCUCGGCCGGGGCCGUCUACACGCUUCCUGCGCCGAGGAAUGUACCGUUGCCCGUGGCGAUGCAGAGGCUGAUCCCCAUGGCAACGCAAGGAGGGAAACCUCGCAGCUUCACGCUGCCACGCGACAGCAACCUACAUGCGCUGCUGGCGCCUCCUGCCAUGGACGAGCAGCCAACGCACAACAUUGGCAGCGAAGUGGCGUCCCUGGGCGACCUGUUCCGCGCUUGCGAGCAGGGCGGCGUGUGUCCCCUCGGACGGGAGUCCGAGGCCAAAGCCCAGUCCCGCUUCAGGCAGUCUUUUCUGCAGCGGGCUGCAGACCCGCAGCUCAACGAGCGCCUGCACCGCCUACGCAUCCUGAGCUCCACGCUGAAGGACAGAGAGGGGCAGCUAGCCCUGAUUGAAAGGCUCUUGGCCCGCCCCCAGCUGUCGUCCGCAGAGUUCCAGGACUGGAAGCGAGCUUAUCAGGAGCACUUCUCACAGAUGCCAAACGAGGCCGAUGAGCCCGAGUCCGGGUCCGGGCCCGAGGCCGAGUCUGGGCCUGAGGCCGAGCCCGAGCCCGGGCCGCCGUCGACGCCCUCGCUCUCCCACACACACUCCUAUAUCGAGACGCAUGUCUGAUGCAUGAGGAGCAGCCACCGCAGAGUGUUGAUUUAGCAGGAAGUGAUGUCAUGAGCCCGGCCGCAGGCCCUGACGUGAUUGGUUGAAUGUCAUCGUUUGGAGCGGGAAGAAGUCAUUUUCAACACCCUUUGGGUGUCAUUUGUUUUCAGUUAGCAUCCAAGACCAAAACAUAUUUAAAUGGAAUGGACAAAAAUGGGACAAAAAUUAUAUUAUAAAAAAAAAAACAUUUUCAUUAUCAAUUGAAUAUGGACAGAAUGCAAAGGAGAGUGAAUACUUUUCCCGGAUUAUUCGUUGUCCAAUGUAUUUUUAAAUCGCAUCAAUGUUAUGAAAUGGCACAUCAAAUUGUACUCAGCAGCCAGAACAUUAGGCCCGCCAACACAUCUUAGAUUAGAACUGUCUGCCAAAGAUAAUGCGAGAAUUCAACACAUUAUUAUUCUGGUUGCAGUUUGCGGUCAUCUACGACUGCGAUGCAUCAAACUCUUUCUUCUAUAUUUCUAUUUCGAUAUCUUUAUAGAUGUGUUCCUAAUGUUCUGACUUUGGUGCAUAGAUAUGGACAGGAAGAACGCAAUGUUGAGCUUGGAUUCUGGCUUCAUGCCGCCAAUGCUUGUCAUGAGCGGCAGCAUGUACUUGCUGUAAAUACGCGCAAUAUUAUUAUUUAUUUGAUGACCAUCACCAAGUUCUGUCUUCAAAAGUGCUCGAUGCAGUCAGUCACUUUAGAGAGUGUCUUGUCUUGGCUGUUGUACUCGAUCCGUUUUUGUAGGCGUGCCAGGAUGAUAUCAUGACGCGAUUAUAAAUUAGUUUGGCCGAUCAUGAUGAAAUUAUGAUUUGUGUGUGUUGUGUUGGAAGACGCAGCUGGAUUAAUAAAGUUUGAUGGUUUAUUU
Syngnathus typhle (broad-nosed pipefish) is the source of this 4774-nucleotide messenger RNA. It is a transcript of the gene cnksr2a, whose product is annotated as connector enhancer of kinase suppressor of Ras 2a. Gene Ontology annotation, biological process: regulation of signal transduction. Gene Ontology annotation, cellular component: cytoplasm; membrane. Gene Ontology annotation, molecular function: protein binding. Bases 804 to 3893 code for a protein of 1029 amino acids. The transcript has 25 exons. The record is from RefSeq and is a predicted model, not a curated record. NCBI's taxonomy places the organism in Eukaryota, Metazoa, Chordata, Actinopteri, Syngnathiformes, Syngnathidae.